AUGAGUGAGGCACAACCAAGGAAGCUGGUCGGUGACGAAAUGCUAGCUCUUGGCCAUGGACUUCCUUUCCAGCACAUCGGGACCGUGGUGGAGCACGAACCAGCUGCCAUGGCUCCUCAGUUUUUUCCAGUGCCUAUUCAGAUGCCUUCUGCCCCACCCGCGCCGCCGACAAAAAGUAUGAACAAACAUCUUGCGGAUAUGCCCAGGGACGAUAUAAAACCCAAGUAUCAACGCAGGGAAAAGGUCAUUACGACAGACGCGACCUGGGUUUGUCCUGACGGCUUCGCAACGGCUGGAGAUGACUGUGUCAAGUACGAUCAGAAACCGACGAAACUUGGCUGUCGCGAGGGCUGGACGUUCGUGGAUAACGGCUGCAAGGGGGCUAACGUCCUCCCGCCAUCGCUUGAGUGUGAUCCCGGCUUCGAAGAGGUCAAUGGCCAGUGCAUUCACAUAAAAGUCGCCCCGAAGCAGAUUCUCUGUCCGCUUGGAUACGUCCUGCAUGAAGACCACUGUAUCCAAGAAACAACUAGCAAACCUGAUGUCGUUUGCCCUGAGGGUACGGUAUUUUCCGGAAACGAGUGCAUUCGUCCCACGGCAUUCGAGCCGACGGCGUCGUGCCCGCCCGGCUUCGAAUUGUACAAGAGCCACUGUCGCCGCCAGCUGGUGAAGCCCAGCGCAGGAAAGUGUCCACCAGGAACGACUCCGGCGGGAAACAAUUCGUGCGUGCACCAACAAGUCACAGAAGCCAAAAUCAAGUGCCCUGCUGGAUUUCAAAUGGUCCAGGGUGUCUGCGUCAAUCACCAGGCGGUCAGCCCCUCGAUCAACUGUCCCGAGGGCGUCCUAGAACAGAGAAAAAAGUGUGUCGUGUGGUACGAGGAGCAGCCGAAAGUGGCUUGCCCACAAGGCGCCACGUUUCAUCAGAACCAAUGCAUUAUGGAGCACACGGUCCAGACGGUUUCGCAGUGCCCCCCAAAUUCAGCCUUCGAUUCUCGGAAACAGCUGUGCGUCGGACCACACCAGAAAUCGCCCCCGAUGCGUGCGUGCCCACCAGGAUACGUGCCAGAGCACGGGAAAGAGUCAAACUGCAAGCAUAUCAAAACGUACCGUCCCGAGCCGAUAUGUCCUCCGGGGAUGACUUACGACGAACUCAAGAAUACUUGCAAGGGAGUCAGAGAAUUCGAACCCCUUGUGUCGUGCCCGCCCGGUUCACAGCUGAACGGCAAUCAAUGCUUUUACACUGAUGAGACACAGCCUCAUGCACAUUGCCCCUCAGGCUAUGUCUACACCGAGCAUGACCGGCUUUGUCAGCAAACGACCGAGCAAGCUCCUCAGCAAGAGUGCCCACCCGGUUUCACUUUCAACUUGGACGGAACAUGUACACGGUCCGAAUCCGUUCAACAGGAACUCGUGUGCCCCCCUGGUUCCGUUCUUAAGCACCAAGGCAAAUCUGCGCAGUGCGUUGGCGAGCAGCGCAUGAAUCCAGACCAAGUGUGUCCACCAGCGUUCGAGCGUCGCUCCAGUCCCGACGGGACACUCACCUGCCUUGGCAAGAACGCAGCUCCCCCCAAACUUUCGUGCCCCCCGGGGUUUGUGGACCAAGGCUUCCAGUGUGAUAAACAAGAAGUGGGGCCUCUCCGAUCAUCGUGCCCAGUUGGCUUUACCCUCAUCGACCAUCAAUGCGUGCACCCGGUGGAGGAGGCGCCCGUAGUAAUGUGCCCUAUUGGCUAUAAAUUGUACCGAGGCGUCUGCGUCAAACAGAUGAAGACAAAUCCUACCCCAAUCUGCCCGCCUGGGUUCAAGUACGACAUGCUUACCGGCAAGUGCUACAAGAUGGACGUGAGCUACGACUUUGAAAAUGCUCUUCCGCUGGAGGAGCAGCCCAAGAAACCGAAGGAGGAGGCACUAUUGCCGCUAGAAGAAACCACAACCACGACGCGGGCUCCGGCCCCCGCGCCCGUGAUGCCGGCAGCCAUGCCUGCAGCGGCGCCAGUGAUGCCCGUAGCAGCGCCAAUGAUGCAAGCACAACCAACAACCGUCCAGAUCAUCUCGCAGCCUGUGCCGAUUCCUUCCCCGGUAGUCUACUUGCCGCAGCAGGCGCCCCCCCCUCCUAUGCCCCUUCCGCCUCCCCCGCCUCCUCCACCGAUGCCAGUGCCGGUGUUCGUUCCCGCACCCCCGCCCCCGCCGCCAGCCAAGAAAGUUCAACAUAUUCCGGUGGCGCAUCAUCAGACAGUACUUGCUGUGGAAGAAAAGAAGAAAAAGAAGUGGUUUGGCUAG
Besnoitia besnoiti is the source of this 2274-nucleotide messenger RNA. Its product is annotated as oocyst wall protein. The transcript has 3 exons. The record is from RefSeq and is a predicted model, not a curated record. Lineage: Eukaryota; Apicomplexa; Conoidasida; Eucoccidiorida; Sarcocystidae. The coding region runs from base 1 to 2274 and encodes 757 amino acids.